Molecule: messenger RNA, 1590 nt
Organism: Closterium sp. Naga37s-1
Lineage: Eukaryota; Viridiplantae; Streptophyta; Zygnematophyceae; Desmidiales; Closteriaceae
Source: the annotation of a GenBank genome assembly
AUGAGGGUGACUAAAGACUGGGAGAAGAAAUGGGCCGGGCAGGUGUUUAUGCUGGAAAACGUUUACGUGAACUGGCGCGGGCAGGUGUUUAACGAGACUCAUCUGUUCGACCCGUCGGGCUGCAUCACCGAAUUAAACGUCUCUUACCCCGCAGGAACACACGUUACCAUGCACCGUGACGUGGUGAACCUGCUGUCUGACGUGGCAGAUCCUCGUGCUGAGGUAUUCCAUGAGCUCACGGACCUUCUCCCCAUGAUGCUGCCGCUUAAGGAGGUGCUACCGAAACUCAAAGACGCCAUUAUAGUGGCGCGGAGCAGAAAGCUCCUAUCAGCAGUGGCCAAUAGAGUUCUCAAACUGCCCGUCACAGAUCACGAAGUUCAGGGGGUAAAACCCGGAGUACCCCACCUGUGGUUCGUGCAAAAGCUCUACCAACCCGUCCGGCAGCAGUGCCGACAGCCCAGCAUGGCUCUAUGGACGCAAUUCCGCUCCAACCACCUCCUCCCUAGAGAUUCCCCGCAAGUCUUCCGAGAAACGGGCGCUGAGUUUGCAAAUGCUGAGUCAGCAGCGGGGUUGGAGGGAGGCGUGCCGGCGGAUUGGGUGGUGGUGGUGGGUGUUGACGUGGCAGGGCGGGUGCAGGAGGCAGGAUAUAUCAGGGAUGCGCUGCGAUUCUUUUAUCCGGAGGACCGGAUUGUACUCUUUAAGAACAACCUCAAUGUUCUGGAAGCCAAGGACUUAUUCAACAGAGCAGUUCUCUUCAUAUCCACUUCGACCUCCGCUCUUGCUCACGUCAUGUUCAUGCCACCCAACGCCACGGUCCUAGAGCUUCGGGCCGUUCUAGACCCCAAUGCCGCCCAGAAAGCAGGCUCGGCAGCAGCUGUAGCAGCGGAUCCGGAUCUGCCCACCAGGCAGCUCGCAGAGGCUUGCGGGCUUCGGCAUUAUCUGCUGCUCUGCGCCGCCCAGCCCGACCCCAAGCCGGCCAAUGGGAACGCCCCGCUGCGCAGCCGCUUAUCUUGCGACAUGUGGCACGUGCGCGAUGUGCUGGAUAGGGUAUCGCACGACGUGUACACCAGCGAGGUGGUAACCAGAGAUACUGUCCGAGCCAUCGCAGGUCCGGCGGGCGGCAGGUUCGGACUAAAGCAGAAGCUGAUUGGGACGAAGCUGAGGUCCGGGGAGGAGGUUCGGGCGUUCAACGAUUGGAUGACAUGCGUUGCGAAGCAGGGUCGGUGGGAUUACAACGCGACUCCCCGCGUGUUACCUUGGGAAUACAUGGGGAACAUCAACCUGUGCGACCACCGGCAUUGGGACGCAACACAAGGGCUCAUGAAAAAGGAAUCUGAUGAGUAUGCUCUGUCGGGAGGAGACCCCGAGAAGUGGACGCAGAAUGAGAUGGCACGUGGAAUGGCUGAGGAGCUGGGGAUAGUGUACAUGGAUGUGGAUUCGAUGACGGCUCUACGGCCGGAUGGGCACAAGGGAUGGAAGCCAUCGAUCCAACGGCUGGAUUGCUUGCACUACUGCACUCCUGGACCGUUGGAUUCAUGGAUGGACAUCUUGUACAAUACCCUGCUCAGGACUCUGCCCCCUUUGCCUUAG